UAUAUUCCGUUGAAGAGUUAUAAAAUAACGAAUGUUUAUAUGAGUUAACUACAUACAAAAGUGUAUUUUCUAUUAAUGUUUGUAUGAGGUAACCACAUACAAAAGUGCACGUUUAAGGUCCCCGAGCGUGUUCUCGUGGGGUGAUGGAACAGACAUCACAUAAGCUCCGCCCAAUACGGAAGUGAGAGUUUCACCAUUUCUCGUCUUAACGUUAUACGUUGUAGUCUUUAUAUUGUCCUCCGAACGGAUAAAUGUUACACCCUGGACACAUUAUAAUGGACAUAUGUACAACAUUCUUCAUUUGUAAACAACAGGUAACGAGUUUACAAGCGGUUAAUUUUCCACUCGGUGUAAACAUCCACGGCGAGACUUUACUCUUAGCUAGCUAUUUUAGACAUAAACGAGACAAUAACAUAAGGGCAGGUAAGUCCUAUACCACAUUUAAAACAUGGAUAGAAAAGCAAUAUGAUUUGAUGAAAACGCGACUUAAACUAAACUAAUAACAGUACGCAGUAUAAUCAGUACGGUAAGUUAAACUAAACUAAUAACAGUACGUAGUAUAAUCAGUGCGGUAAGUUUACCGCGGUCGCCAUCUUGGAAGUUGAGUUGAGGGAUGGCGCUCCAGAGUCGGAAAUUUGAGUUUCCGGGGCGUUCCCAUUUUUCACUGGAAUUAGGUAAUUCCGGUUUCCUGUGUACAAGCUUUAGUUUCGGAGGUUAUAAAAGAUAGUCGAGUUGACAGCCAGUUCACAGACUCGCACUGGAGGGUUUUUAAUUCAUCACUUGCUUCUACAUACACGCUUAUUAUUAUUGGGCAUGGGAUUCUUCCUCACCAAGUUGAUGACUGUGUUUGGUGACAGAGAGCACAAAGUCAUCAUUGUGGGUCUGGACAACGCGGGCAAGACGACCAUCCUCUACCAGUUUCUGACCAAGGAAGCCGUUCACACGUCGCCGACCGUCGGCAGCAACGUGGAGCAGAUCACCGUGAGAAACACUCACUUCCUAGUGUGGGACAUCGGAGGCCAGACGAGCCUUCGCAGCAGCUGGUACUCGUACUACUGCAAUACUGAGAUUGUCAUCCUGGUGGUGGACAGCACCGACCGCGGCCGACUCACGCUCACCAAAGACGAGCUGCACCGAAUGCUCGCCCAUGAGGACCUUCAAAACGCCGCCGUUCUCAUCCUGGCCAACAAACAAGACGUGAAAGGCUCCAUGACGGCGGGCGAGAUCUCACGCUGCCUCACGCUGGACGCCAUCACCACGCACAACUGGCACGUCCAAGCCUGCUGCGGACUGACGGGAGAAGGCCUAACUGCCUGUCUGGACUGGAUGAGGUCGCAGGUCGUGGUCAACUGAAAAGAGUUCAAAGGUUACCGUGUCUGGAUUCCUUCACAGCACGGCACUGGAACGCAAAGCUACCUCAGGAACGCCUCAGCCAAUUGAAAGGUGCCAUUUUCAGUACUUUUCUACAUUUUAACGUGCAAUAUGGUACAAUAAGGUGCCAAAAUAGUUGAUUGUAAGUGAGCAGUCCAGGGGCCACAUAGUGAGAAAUGAAAGCACGCAGGGGCCACUUUCAUAUUUUGCAAAGCAACACAUCAGGUAUGCACAGAAGUUUUUGCCGUUUUUUAAACCAAAUAUAAAACAUAAAAUAUUUUACCUCCAAAUAUUUAAAAAUACUCUUGUAAAUAUGACUUUAUUGCCGAUAUAUUUUGACUUUAUUCCCUUAAUAUAUAACAAUAAUAAAAUAUUUUUCCUUAAUAUUUAAAUGUCACUAAAAUUCUACUAAAAUGCUAAUAAAAUUACAUUAUUUUUCCUCACUGCAUUAUGAGUUUAUUAUUGUAUAGUUGUACAUUUUUCUCUCAUUAGAAUACAACUUUUUUUCUCUUAAUAUGAUGACUUCAUACUCAUAUGAUUACAGGUUUUUUUCCCCAACUACAUCAACUUUCUUGUUAUUCUUGUUCACAUAACUAUUUUGCAACCUAAUCUUAAAAUUACAACUAUAUUCGCUGUUUUUGUCUCUCAUAGUACUACAACUUCUUUUAAACACUUUUUGUCCUUUAAUAUUAUUAUUUUUGUAAAAUUUUUCAUUGUAUUGCUUUAUUCCUUAAUAUUUUAUCUUGUAAAAUUACUUGUUUUUUCCCAUUUUUGCUGAUGUGUUUUUCUAAAUUUUUGUAAGUUUUCUGGUACAUUAUAUUUUUAGAAUGUGAAACAGGCCAGUAUAGAAUCAGCAGCGUUCUACAUAUGUCUCACACACCAGAAUUUGGACACCUGUUUUACAUUAUUAACAGGUGGAUACACUUUGUGUCUUCUGCCAUCUAGUGGAACAAUAUUGAAUUGUUCAACCUAUCACUUAGGUUGCUAACAGAGAUAUAUAUUAUUUGUCAUAAAUGAAUAUUAUUUUUGAACAAAUUAAGCACUUUUUUAAAUUGUAUUUUUACAAUAUGCUGCGGGCCGUAUGUUGAACACCAAAUCUAGCAUCUAUGCUAGAAUUUAGACCAUUUUAAAGUACUUUUGCUAACACGGUGCAGUCCUAUAUUUGGUGCUAGAUUACUAUAAAGUCACUUUUGCAUUAGACGGGACCUUUAAGGCGUCUGGGAAAGUAUUUCUGUACAUAACUAUUAAUUUAUAAUGUAAUGUCAUGUAUAUACUUUGUAUUUGUUUUAAGUACCACUUUUUUGUGUUGUUUGCUCUACUUGAAAUAUAAAUAUUGCGGGCAACUCUCAAAAUAAAUGAUCUGUAUAAAAAAAAUA
Doryrhamphus excisus (bluestripe pipefish) is the source of this 2747-nucleotide messenger RNA. RefSeq names its product ADP-ribosylation factor-like 5C (gene arl5c). Lineage: Eukaryota; Metazoa; Chordata; Actinopteri; Syngnathiformes; Syngnathidae. The record is from RefSeq and is a predicted model, not a curated record. Gene Ontology annotation, molecular function: GTP binding; GTPase activity.